GUGGAUGUCCUCGCUCAUUUUCUCGGGGGAGCGCAACUCGAGAACGCCCCGCACACGCUUGACGAUGCCGUUAUCGUUGGCCUUGACACAGAGUGGUUCGAGCGCGGCUGCAAGGCGGUCACCGAGCUGGGUAUCUCGAUUAUCGACACCCUCUCGCUUUCUCGAGUCGGAAGCCCCUGGACGGCGCUGGCAAGCAUGCAAGUCCAUCACGCGCGCAUCAUGAAGAAUGCGCAUAUGGUCAACGGGAAGAAAUGCGCGGGCCAUCCCGACCGCUUCGAAUUCGGGGCUACGAAAUUUGUUACGAUGGAAGAGGCGCGGCGGCUUCUGCUGGAUUCCUUCUCGCACUCGAGAGGGGAUGGGUCGUUGAGGCCUGUUAUAUUUAUAGGACAUGCGGUGGAUAAUGAUGUUGACUCAAUGAAGGAACAUCUUGGUGUUGAUCUGAAUGAGCUUGGUGUUAUCGCGACUGCGCUCGAUACACAAGCUAUGGCUACCGAGCUUGGCCUCGUUCCCGAAAGUCGUCUUCUCAGCUUGAAGGAUCUCCUGGCCGAAUUCGCCAUCCAGGAAGAGUACCUCCAUACCGCUGGCAACGACAUCGCCCUCACCACGAUCGCCGCUUUCCUCCUCACCGCCGACCACGUCGCAGGAUCCGACUUCUGGAGGGUGGCCCACAACCGCUCCGAAGUCGCCAGCCUCAAAUCCCUCCUCCAAUCCCAUCCCGCACCCACACAAGGCAUCACCACCUUCUGCACCAAGUGCGAUUCCACCUCGCACAUGUUCGCGCAGUGCAGCGCGGCUGUCUCCUGCACAGAGUGCGCCGCGAACUCAGACCGGAGUCGCUUCGCGCACACGCACAAGACAGAGAAAUGU
Trematosphaeria pertusa is the source of this 867-nucleotide messenger RNA. RefSeq lists its product as uncharacterized. The transcript has a single exon. The record is from RefSeq and is a predicted model, not a curated record. The annotation marks the transcript as partial. Gene Ontology annotation, molecular function: nucleic acid binding. Gene Ontology annotation, cellular component: nucleus. NCBI's taxonomy places the organism in Eukaryota, Fungi, Ascomycota, Dothideomycetes, Pleosporales, Trematosphaeriaceae.